Messenger RNA from Oncorhynchus keta (chum salmon), 1810 nucleotides. Its product is annotated as neurturin-like. NCBI's taxonomy places the organism in Eukaryota, Metazoa, Chordata, Actinopteri, Salmoniformes, Salmonidae. Bases 1 to 537 code for a protein of 178 amino acids. The transcript is spliced from 2 exons. Gene Ontology annotation, molecular function: receptor tyrosine kinase binding; glial cell-derived neurotrophic factor receptor binding; growth factor activity. The record is from RefSeq and is a predicted model, not a curated record.
AUGUGGCAGAGGUUCUGGUUUGAGUCAAUAGAUAUCUCUUUUUUGCGUGUCCGAGGCCUGAGGGGAGUCUCCCAACUUCUCCAGAGCUUCACAGAGGGAGAACUGAAGAAGGUGAUCGGGACUCUGAUUGACAGGAGUAGCAAGAGGAGAGGCAGGAACAGUAGAGAGGAGAGCCAGGAGAGCUCCUCCCAGACGACUAAGGGAGCUAAGAGUGGGCGGAGGAAGAGGUUGAAGCCGUGCUCUUUGCGGGAGGUGGAGGUGACGGUGGGGGAACUGGGGCUGGGCUACGACAGCGACGAGACUCUCCUCUUCAGGUACUGCAGCGGCAGGUGCACCGCGCGGCGACGACGCAACUAUGACAUCGCCCUGGAACACACGAGGAGGGCGGGGCUCAUUAAAAAGGGGCGGAGAGACAAGGUGCAGUACAGCCCGUGCUGUCGGCCUAUCGCGUACGAGAAGGAUAUCUCCUUCCUGGAUAACAACAGUAGAUACCACACGGUGCAGGAGGUGUUGGCACGGCAGUGUGGCUGUGCGUGACCCUGGGGGAGGUGUGUAAACGUUUAAUAACGACCACGUCCUCUGAACCACCAAUGAGUAAUGGCUACUGGGAUGAUGUCAUAAGAGAACAAUAUGAUGUCUCAGUGUGGAUGCAAUGCCUCGUGAAAAGCGAGACUUGUCAUCGCAGGUGUUAUGGUCACGUGAUGCAGGAAGUGUCGGUUCUGGAGGCGUUGCUGUGCACGAUCUCUGAACACGGGGCCUGUUUCCGGGAAAGAUCCGUGGAGUUUUCUUUUAUCCGUCUUGUUGUACUGGCAGCUUUGCCUUUCGAAAGGCAGCGCUCUGGAGGACCCAGAAUUCAAAUAAAACGGCAAUAUGCUCUAUCAUAGAGAACAGAAUUCAUUGUUAUGUACAUGUAUUUCGGUUGGAUACAUGGAUAUUACCCACGGAUACCGGAUUACAGCGAAAACAGGACGAUGCCUCUGGAUGAACUUUUGACAUUGGGAGGAUAACAGGAGGGCGACAUGUUGGCGAGCAUUCAGAUAGAUGUGAUCGUCUGUCAAGUGGAAUAUAGGGACUGCGAUUAGCUCUGUGAAUCCCAUUUCUAUCUGCAAGGUUGUGAACCUUUCAUCUCAUGGAAUGUGAGUCUGCCCUCUGGUGGCGUUGGAGCUGCAGGACCUCCAUGUUCUAUGAGAAGGAGCACCAAUGCCUUCUGGGAUAUCAUGUCAGGUCUAGUUCAUUUUGGCAUGUGCACAGGAUACACGUGGUAUGCAGUACAAUGAAAUGCUUACCUGUAGAUUCAUUCUCGGCGAUGCAACAUCAUAAAAAGACAGAAGUCAAUAAAUUAAGAAUAAUUUAAAAAAUAAGUUACAUUUAAAUAUCGUCUGACUCCCCGGGGUCCUGGGAUACCGUACUGGGUACGGGAAGAUAGAGCAACAGGAUGACGUCUUUGAAUAUGGAUCUGUGUGGAUGUAUUCAGGGAUGGAAUUCAAGGAUUUUGUGUACCGAUCAGCUUGAGCUUAUAGACUCUGGCAUUUUUACUACGCAAGGUCCAAAAUCUAUGCAAUGGGAUAUUUUAAUAGAAAAAAAUAGCUAGCCAAUGGGCUAGUUUGGUAUAUUUUCUUCUAGCCCAGUCUAAAAAGUACUAGCCUCGGGCUAUUUGUAUGGAACUGGUUGAGGGCAACACACCUGUAGUGAACUUCUGAGAAUCAUGAGAGCAUGGACCCGGUUACUAGAACAGUACUGAGUAUGGACCCAGUCACUAGAACAGUACUGAGUAUGGACCCGGUCACUAGAACAGUACUGAGUAUGGACC